Lachancea nothofagi CBS 11611 is the source of this 1545-nucleotide messenger RNA. The record is from the annotation of a GenBank genome assembly. NCBI's taxonomy places the organism in Eukaryota, Fungi, Ascomycota, Saccharomycetes, Saccharomycetales, Saccharomycetaceae.
AUGCAAAACUAUGAUCAUAAUUCUCCCAGUAAUGGCGCACUAAAUGGCCAGAGCGUGCUGGAUCAGGUAGACCAAUACCUCAGCGAUCAUAACGUUACGCGAGGCUCCGAGAGACCUGUCCUAGAUCUCGACUUCGACGUCGUAGCGCACCGAUCACAUGAUAUGGGCGAACAACCCAAGCUUAAUAUGAAUGAUCAUCACCACCAGCACCAUCAACAUCCCGGCUCUCACCACAUGCCAUUUCACUUCGAUCUCGAUGUAUCCGCGCUGCCACCAUCGCAUGACUCUCGCUUAGUGCGGCCUGAUAUGGUGUUUUCGCCCAUGGUAUCGCCGGUAGUGGAACCAGCUACACACCAUUCUACAUCGGCAUCACAUACCAAUACGCCAUUUCUGAGAUCCCAAGCUACUAACAGUAGUCACUCGGCGAUUCCGUCGUCAAAGCCUCAUUUUUCACCGCUUUCGUCACCAGCCAUGGACGCUUUGGAAAAUCUGGCUGCUUUGAAACGAGUAUCGUCCUCUUCUUCAUCGCGUGGUAAGCGAACGCCUAUGUCCACACCCGCACUUACAGCUACCACAGCCGUUACUUCGGCCGCACAGUCGUCGUCCUCAUCGUCUGCUUCCGUUAACACAAACUCUAAAGUGGUGAAAAAUAGCCCACAACUAGCUCACAGGCGGUCCGCUAAUUCCGUUUAUACUAAACGCAAGAGUACGGUGUCUUCAAAUUGGGAUGAUAUGUUCAAACUUCCGGAUAGUUCAAUCCCACCACCACCACUGACGCCGGCGACAGUGGCUGGUAAUCCUCCCAUAGGGCUCGCAGGUCAGCACCACUACGAAGACUCCAAAAGCUCGCGUCCAGCAUCAAGCAUGUCUUCUACCCGAACUCACAAUUCCGCAAAUUCAACCGUUACACUUGGCAACUCGGAUCUUGAGCUAGAUGGUUAUCACCCUCAUCAGCUUUACCACAAUGACGCUACUCCAGCUACUGUGAUGAAAUACCCGAAGGUAAUUCUGCCGUCAACAGCGUCAGUGACUACACAAUCGCCUGUCCGAGACUCGGUGCAGGCGACUGGUGGCAGCGGGAAUGAUAAUAAUGGAGGCCACCAAGAUUUUAUCGUUGCUUCAGAGUCUCCGGUAAUCAAAGCUACCAACCCAUCCCCAUUCUUUCAGCGUUCCAGCACAAAUCGUAAGAUUAGUGCGGGGGCCGUCAGCGUCCGAACGACACCAGAGUUGAAAGCGCACCACAAGAAUAGCAAGUCUCUUUGUGAUAUUGAUGGCGAUGGAGACGACGCUUCUGCUACUGCCGAUAAUACUGAGUCCGGUCAAGGUGAAGAAUACGGGGAUAAGAACAAAAAGGAUGUUCACAAGGCCGCUGAGCAGGGCCGACGCAACCGUUUGAACAACGCGCUGGCCGAACUUCACGGGCUAAUCCCGUUAGAGCUGAGGGAAUCCAUUUUGAUCCCUUCGAAGGCCACCACAGUUGAGCUCGCCUGCGAUUACAUUCGCGACCUACUUGCUAGAGCCUCACAUCCCCCAAAAGAUAUCUAA